GACCGGGCGAGCAGGGCGUUUGCAGGGCAAGCAGAGCAUUCGCCGGAUGGGCAGGACAUUCGCCGGGAACUUGAUGUGGAUGUUUGGACCUCCCAGCAGCCGAACACGGGACAGCCACCGCUGGUCCAGUCGCAGCCAAAAACCCGAUGCCGAUUCCGCUUCCGCAGCUUGUUGUCUUUGAUUUGCCGUCGAUCUCGCCGUUGUGCGGCCGGCUGUUGUCUCGCUGCGAGUCUGCCCCUCAAGCCGCAGCAUCUGUCGCUUCGCUGCCAUAUCUUGAUCGAUCCUGCGUCCUGGCAAGCACAAUGCUUCUCGCACCAGCAUCCCGGACACUCAUACGCCAGCCCAUCCGGGGCGGCCAAGCCCUCGCUCUCGGCUUUCUACGCUGCCAUCGGCACCGGCAGUUUGCCUCGACGGCUGCCGUCGCCGUCUCACCUCAUCGACAUAACCCAGUCCAUCCCCAUGCAGCUGCCCCUGCAUCGCCGCUCCCGACCACCGAUCGAGGGCCAAAGCAUCUCUAUGAAUCGCUCGUCUCGAGCGGCCGCUUCAAGGACGAUCCAUACCAGCACGAGACCCUCGAGAUCCUGCAGGCUCUGUUUGAACGGCUGGACAGCUACCAGCCCCCUCCGGUUGUCGAACUGCAUGGUCGGCAUGGGCACCUUCGCCCCGGAUUCUUCAGCCAGAUGACAUCAAUGUUUGCAUCGGCACCAUCGACUCAACGGUGGGAGGCACCAAGGGGCCUCUAUCUUUGGGGCGACGUCGGCACCGGAAAGACGACGGUCAUGGACCUGUUCUACAACUCCAUCUCCAAGGAGCGCAAGCGCCGAGUGCACUUCAACUCGUUCAUGAAGGACAUCCACAGUCGCAUCCACCAGCUUCGAGUCCGCGACGGAUACACAUCCGACCCGAUUCCCAUCAUCUCGACGGACCUAACGAACCAGGCAUGGCUCCUGUGCUUUGACGAACUCCAAGUUACCAAUAUCGUCGACGCCAUGUUGCUGAGACGACUCUUCCAACACCUUCUCGAUCGUGGUGUUGUGAUUGUGACAACUUCAAACCGACCGCCGGAUGAUCUGUAUCUGAACGGCAUCCAGCGCGGCAGCUUCCUGCCGACCAUCGCACUGUUGAAAGAGCGGUGUGUGGUGCACUGUCUCGAUUCGGGUGUUGACUACCGUAAGCAGAAGCAAGACACGUUCAGCGUCUACUUCUCACCACUGAACACCGACUCGCAAUCCUCGAUCGAGAGCCUGUGGAGGAAGAUUACCAAGGGGCAACCUGUGGCUCCCAAGAAAAUCGACUUUCUCGGUCGAUCCUUUGUGAUUCCCGAGGCUUGUGGUCGCGCCGGCAAGAUCAGCUUCGACGACAUUUGCGGCAAGGCACACAGCGCGAGCGACUACCUCGAGCUCGUCAAGCACAUCGACACACUGGUGCUGACGGAUGUCCCUGCGAUGACCCUGCAGCACCGCAACGAGGCCCGCCGCUUCAUCACGCUGCUGGACACACUCUACGAUAACAAGGUUCGGUUGGCCAUGUCCUCGGCCAAAUCAAUCACUGGGUUGUUUGCGCUCGAGCUGACAGACGACGACACGGAGAUCUCGGUUGAGGAAAUCAAGAUCUCUGAAAACAUGGCCGGGGCUGAAGAAGUAUUUGCGUUCCGGCGAGCCGUCUCCCGUCUGGUUGAGAUGAAGGGUCGCAAUUGGCUCGGAGACGAUUUCAUUGCUCUUUUGAACAGCGACGAGUCGAGCCAGUGAGGCUCGGUGGGCCCUGGGCUGGUGCUGCUCUUGAUGAUCGAUAGAGGCGCGAUCGGUGCACCUCUCGCAAUGAUGAAAGACCAUACCCGCCUUUCGAGUCGGUCGCUCGUUUGCAGAUUGUCAUCCCCGCCCCUCCAUCGCAUUAGGCGUGAGCUCAAACAAAAUACACAACCAUAGACAGACCCUG
Messenger RNA from Polychytrium aggregatum, 1935 nucleotides. RefSeq names its product AFG1-like ATPase-domain-containing protein. The coding region runs from base 147 to 1748 and encodes 533 amino acids. The transcript is spliced from 11 exons. Gene Ontology annotation, molecular function: ATP hydrolysis activity; ATP binding. The record is from RefSeq and is a predicted model, not a curated record. Lineage: Eukaryota; Fungi; Chytridiomycota; Chytridiomycetes; Polychytriales. Gene Ontology annotation, cellular component: cytoplasm; mitochondrion.